AUGAUAAUGAAUCGAAGGAUGAUAGAUCAAUGUUUGUUGAUGGUCUUUCUAUGUUUGAGUUAUGAUGGGGUACGAGGAACAAAGUUGUCCAAACAAGAAGAUUUAGAGUUGGAGAAGCAACUAAAAGUCCUAAAUAAACCUCCAAUUAAAACCAUUAAGACUAAAUAUGGUGAUAUAUAUGAUUGUGUGAAUUUCUACGAGCAACCUGCAUUUAACCAUCCUUUAUUGAAGAAUCACAAUUAUCAUCCACAGAUGAAACCAUCUUUGUCUAUGAAAGAGAGCGUUUCAACUAUAUCAACAAGUAAUUACAAGUUGUCAAGAAUCGAAUGUCCAGUUGGAACUGUUCCUAUCAGAAGAACAACCAAAGAAGAUCUUAUGAGACAUAAACUUAUGCCGCCACCAGAAGAUGUCAUGGUCAAUAAUUCACUUAUUCGUAGAGAAAACUCCAGUGAUUUAAAAAGAAGAUAUAAACCUUUAAAAGGGUACAAGAUUGCAAUCGUUCAUACCGAAGACUUUCCAGGUAACAAAUUUGGUGGAGCUGGGGUGAUAACUAAUGUCUAUAAUCCUCAUGUCGAAGGUCAACAACAUAGUGCAUGUCGAUUGAAAUUGAUUAAGGAAACAAAUAUCAUACAAGUCGGUUGGAGAGUUGACCCAACCUUAUAUGGUGACAACUUGACUAGGUUAUUUAUACAUUUUACGGAUGGUAAAACUAGUAGUUGUUUUAAUUUGUUUUGUCCUGCAUUUGUUCUUCUAAACACACAAAUACCGAUAGAUGGAGUGUUUGAUCCCGUUUCAGAACGAGGAGGGAAUAUAUCUGAUAUAGGGCUUUCGAUAAAUUGGGACCUAAAAGAAGGAAAUUGGUGGUUGUUCUCUACGGAGUCUAAUACACCAUUUGGUUUUUGGCCUCGAGAGGUGUUUGAUGACGACUUUGCACAUUUUGCAACCAGAGUUGAAUGGGGUGGAGUCGUAUAUAGUCCACAAGGAAUACUCGAACCUCCGAUGGGUUCAAGCUUUUUCCCUAUUGAAAACGAUAACUAUGAUGCAUUUUGUAAAAAUAUGACACUUUUAAGCGAUAGAGGUGAACGACUCUUUGCAGUAGAGAGUCAAUUGUCCACAUAUAUAGACAACAGUGAUUUGUAUAAUGUUCUGACUAAUCCUGGUUUAAUGUAUUAUGGUGGACCUGGUGAACAGUAA
This is a messenger RNA of Solanum dulcamara, 1194 nucleotides long. RefSeq lists its product as uncharacterized. NCBI's taxonomy places the organism in Eukaryota, Viridiplantae, Streptophyta, Magnoliopsida, Solanales, Solanaceae. The record is from RefSeq and is a predicted model, not a curated record. Bases 1 to 1194 code for a protein of 397 amino acids. The transcript has 8 exons.